Messenger RNA from Verruconis gallopava, 3535 nucleotides. RefSeq lists its product as uncharacterized. The record is from RefSeq and is a predicted model, not a curated record. Bases 67 to 2982 code for a protein of 971 amino acids. The transcript is spliced from 2 exons. NCBI's taxonomy places the organism in Eukaryota, Fungi, Ascomycota, Dothideomycetes, Venturiales, Sympoventuriaceae.
CUGUCGUUACUGUACUGUCCUGGGAUUUAUGCUCGUCUUGUUUAUUUUGCGUUUGUCGCACGAGAGAUGAGCCUGACUUCCGAGACUUCAAGAAUCGAGCUGCGAGAUUCCUCAGAAUACAAACCGCGACUCCUGCAUUCGCACUCCAGACAAUCUAUCGCUGCGUCCGAAGAUUACUACUCAGUGCACUCCGCAUCAGAGCGUGGCGACGAGACGCAACUGCUGCCGCCCUCGUCAGCGGAUCGUCGGCGCUUCAGCACACCACCUUCACGGCGCAGCACCCCCGAUGAUGAAUCGGUUCAACCUAGCGGGAACCCUGGCUCGAGCACGCGACGUUCUAUAGGCUUGGACGACUUGCGACACACGAGACGCAAGGCCGUGGGCUCUGGAGGACCCAAAGAACUUGUGCCUGGCGGAGAGCCCAAGUCGCUGGUGGGCGAAAAGAGCUUGCAACAAAACGACAGGCGGGAGAAGAUGGAUCUUAUAAACCGAACGUACACACCGGGCCAAGAUGACAGCCAAUUCAUUCGCUUUGCCAUCGACCAGCUGACGCGUGACGAGGAAGUCCGCGGCUCGAGGACGUAUCCUGUGCGUGAAGACGAGCAGCAUUCUAGCUCGACUUCAGCGGAAGAUUUGGAGCACGCAAUGCACCCGUAUCAGGACUAUCCCGCUAUCGUGCCUGCUGUCGUGGCUGCCGCAGCAUCUGGGCACGACGAGACAAGAGGGAGAGUUCCUACGCCGAUGGGUAUCCGCCUUGUGUCUACCGAAGAAGAGAGGGAGCUGAGAGUGCCUCCACCGCCCCAACGGAUCGAAGACGACAUCGUUGCUAUACCGCAAACACCGGAGCCUAUUCGGCGGGAAAGAGCGCUCCUAGCGGAGCAGAAAGAGAUGCAAGCAGGUCCUGCACCGCAGCAUCCUCUGACUGGUGCGCCGUCUGCUUCAUCGAGUUCGCUCCAUGGCGUCUCGGAAAGCGAUGUCUUCGUCGCGUACAAUCCUCUUAGGCCCACGACGCAACAGCCCAGGCUUAACUUCGUACCUGGAAUCUUGCGGCCACUCUGGCUGGGCAUGUUUAUUCUCGUCUGCUUACUCAUGCUCACUGGUCUGCUGUUCUGCGCCGUGUGGUGCCUCACACAUGACGGAUUGUGGGAUUAUCGGUUCUUUGGUGACGGCAGAUACUUCGUUUUCGAGUAUCUGCCCACUCUUUUCGGCAUGAUCAUACUGGUAUGGCUUCUCCAAGUGGAGAUCGCGCUUAUCCGUAUCGCACCCUUCAUGGCCAUGACCUUGACGUCGACAAAGGCACGUUCAGAAGCUCAGUUCCUGUCGCUCUACCCGACGCAAUUCCUACUCCCGAAGAUCGAAUACUUCCGUUCCGGCCAACCUAUACUGGGGACGUGUUUUAUAAUAUUCUGGCUCUUUCUCUUCACCAUACCCUUACUCGGCUCAUCGUUCAACGUGCGCUUCUUUGGGCCCAGAAGCGACGGCGUCUGGCGCUGGGUCGCUGUUCAGGGCGUUAUUUGGACCGUCAUUGUGCUAUACAUUCUUCUCAUUGUUGCAUUAUUAGUUCUCCUCAUCCAUCUACGACGAUCUGAGACCGGGCUGAAAUGGGACCCAAGGUCACUCGCUGACCUUAUCGCCUUGCUCGAACGCGCAAACUUCGUGAAUGAGUACACAGGAACGGAAAUUUACACUCAUCUAAAUGACUUCAGGCAGAGAUUGUGGAACUGCACCCCGCGUUUGGGUUACUGGCACACGUCACACAGACCAACAGACAUUUUCUAUGGGUUGGGCGAGGAAGGCGGCCUAACGAGACGCUACUCGAUCGAAUCCGGACGCAUACGUGAGAAGGGCCAUAAGUACCACCCAUCCAUCGACUCCCAUGAGGAUGCCGAAGCAGGCGAUCAUUCCCGGGUACAGCUUAAUUAUCGUCACGGCGUCGUGCGACGACGCUUCAUCCCUUGGUUCUUGUCUUCCACUGCAGUCCUUGCCUGGAUUCUGAUCGCCUUUGUGCUACUCAUCGCCUUCUACGUCGUUGCUUUUGUCAAUAAUGCAACGACGGGACAUGGCUUCAUCCCGCAGAUCCGCGCGGACACAAAUUCAGCUGGCUUCUCGCCUGCUAACUUCCUGUACUCCUUCGUACCUUGUCUCAUCGGCUUUUUGCUCUACCUCCUGUGGCUCCCUCUUGACUACGCGCUCCGCCGUUUGGAACCGUACCGGCAUAUGACGAGUGUAAGCGGAGCACUUGCGGAGCACACACUUCUCCUCGACUACCCUUUCCGCCUCCCCAUCUCCACGACUUUGACGGCCGCUUCAAAUGGGCACUGGAAAAUCGCUUUCGUCUCAUCAAUGUCUCUUGUCAACACUGCGAUCCCUGUUCUCAGCGGCGGCAUCUUCUGGGCGCAGUGGUAUACAGGCGACACCGAAGUGCGUAUUUCCGCACAGGCGUCUGGCAUGUACGCCCUAUGUGUAUUUCUCGCUCUGUACGCAGUAGGGUUAGUUCUUCUUGCGCCGGGACGUACGUUCAUCCGCAUGCCCCACGAGAGCAAGUGCCUAGCCGAGGUCGUGAGCUGGCUCUACCAGUCACCCAUCCUCCUCGAUCGUGCUUUCACACGAUGUCAAUCGAAGGUCGAGCUCCAGACCCGGUUGCUUGGCGAGCGCCCCGCGCUGCCUGCUCCCGGUCUAUGGGCCAGUGUCACAAACCUGAUGCACUCGAUGAGUCGCGACACGCUCCGACGAGGCGGAGAUGCAGCUCUUGAAAGGCCGGAGAAUCGGAAGGCAAAGGCUGUGCUUGGUGCAGAUCGCGCCCCGCCCUUGCCGCCAGCAGACACGACGUUUACGGGUCCAAGUCCCGGUGAGAAGAGGACGAGCGCGUACUCCUCUGCCGAAAGAGCAUUGUACGCCUUUGGCGUCUAUACCGGACGAGAUGGCCGGGAUCACCUGGGCAUUGACAAGGUCGGAAGGGGCAUGGUGCUCUUUGACGACUGAUUGACGCGCUUGGAAUCCUUUUGAUGCUUUCUACGACGCGCUAUGGAGUUUAUGGAAUCCCAAUAUCAUGGUCGAGAUGACGCUCCUCGACCACCGAAUGAAAGAGACGAAAGAUCAACGCAAGCACACGCACGCAUGUUUUAUGGCUUAAUCACGGGUUACGGGUAAUGGUGUUCGCAUGAAGAGGUGCAAGGGCCUUUCGCGGCGCGUUUGUGGUUUUUUAUGAAAAAAUUGAUGCAUUUUCGAACAGGACAUUGGGUAUUUUUAGUACUAACUAUCAAAGCGAGCACACAUGUAUCGAUGGAAGAACUGAUAUGAGAAUUGACGCGAAAGAUACCCUCGGGAUCAGAAUCAAGAAAUCUGAUGCCGAUGCGAAUGCGAUACAACUGUACAUAUAACCGAUAGAUUGCGGCCCGACGAGAAGGCUCGCGCUUCGUUCAUCGACAAACCAUGUCUGAUUUUUAUUGCUCACUGCAUACGGAGCAUUCGAAAAGUUUUGUACAGAUAUAUCAUUGAGAACCAUUAAUUUCAUUGUUGAGAAUCGCACUUCGCC